AUGGCUGAUCUGGGGGGCCAUCAGGGCCGGAACUACCGGCCCUAUGGACAUGCAUCAUCCUUUCAGCGGGAUGCAGCCUUUUCUGAGAUCUUCGGCGGGGCGCCGCCGCCGGGUCGUUCCCAGACGUUGACUUCGCAAACUCCCAUGUUCUCCCAGGACCGGGCACACACCAUGACCUCACAUGUGCCCCAUCCUCCAAUGCAGAGGGGUCCGCCACCACCAGCACGCCAGAUACAGAAUGGACAUGUGGCGGGUUCCCCAAAUGGAUACUAUCAAGCGUACCCUGGGGCUGCAGCCGUGCCUUCGCAACCUGCUCCCCAAAAUCCACCACGCCCAUACCCUGGACGUUUCGCUUAUCCGCAACCCCAACGAUUAGAUUCACGACCCGCCCCAGGACCACAGUAUCCAGAUACGAAGGGAUACGGUCGUCCCAUGCCCCCUCCUGCCCUGAAUUCCGACGCUUAUAGAUCUAGAUCAAUGGCACGGAUGGGGGGACCGCCGAUGUAUCCCCCACAGCCGAACAGCUUCAACCACACUUCUGCGACUGCUUUUCGCCAGCAACCGUAUAAUGCGGGCACUCCCAUGACGGCACAAGGUCGAGUGGUCCCAGAAAGGCAUGGUAAUGAGCGUGCUAUGUCCUUAACCUCCUACUCAGCGGAUCGUGAACCGACACACACUACAAGCACGGGACGGGUGAUUCCUAGCCGACGACAGCCGUCAAGUCCCAACCAACCUCCGGCUGGGGGAUACGAAGCUGAACAAACACAACACCCGAAUAUCAACGGCAAACCGCGGCCGCCAAGUGACGGCUCCACGAAUUCGCGCUCGCUAUCCAUGGCCUCAACCGUUGUACCCGAUCGAACAAUGAGCAUGCAAAGCCAGCUCACUCAGAAAACCAGCAAUCAAACUACCGUUGGCCCAAGCAAUUCACGCCGCAGCAAGGUGCCUCUGGUAUACCCUGCUCUGCUGUCACGAGUGGCCGACAACUUCCGGGAGAGGAUCGCUUUAGCUGAGAGGCAGAAAAACGGGCUGUCAUACCAAAAUUCCUUCUCUGGCGCGGAUGCAGUGGAUCUCAUUGGUUAUAUUAUCAAGACUAAUGAUCGCAACCUGGCCCUUCUGCUUGGUCGCGCUCUAGACGCGCAAAAGUUUUUCCAUGAUGUGACGUACGACCAUCGCCUCCGAGAUGCUCCUGGUGAGCUGUACCAAUUUAAGGAAACAAUGGGAGAGGAAGCCCCAAGUUCUGAGGUCAACGGAGUCUUCACGCUUCUUACCGAGUGUUACUCGCCCACCUGUACCCGCGAUAGCUUGUGUUACUCGAUUGCUUGCCCUAGAAGACUGGAACAACAGGCGCGUCUGAAUCUGAAACCACAGCCGGGCUUGCGGUCUUCUGCCUCGAAAGGAAGUUUGCAUGGCGAUGAUGAUGAUAAUGACAAUCAGAAAUUGUGGAUUAACAUGGUCCCCAAGGAGGUAUCGGAUAGCGUUGACGACCGGGAGAAGAAGCGUCAGGAAAUUAUUUUCGAAAUCAUGUAUACAGAACGCGAUUUCGUUAAGGACCUGGAGUAUCUCCGAGACUUUUGGAUGAGACCGCUGCGCUCUGGGAGUGGUCAAAGCCAGUCACCAAUCCCGGAACAUCGGCGUGAAAAAUUCAUUCGCACUGUGUUUGGCAAUUGCUUGGAGGUUUUGAAAGUCAAUAGCGCACUAUGUGAAGCCCUCAACGCAAGGCAGAAAGAAAGCAAUGUUGUUAAAACCGUCGGUGAUAUAUUCCUUCAACACGUGCCACGUUUCGACCCAUUCAUCAAGUACGGUGCUAAUCAACUCUACGGAAAGUAUGAGUUUGAAAAAGAGAAAGCCUCUAAUCCGGGUUUCGCGCGAUUUGUUGAAGAAACUGAGCGUUUGAAAGAGUCCCGGAAGCUGGAGUUGAACGGAUAUCUCACGAAGCCCACGACUCGUUUAGCGCGAUACCCACUGCUUCUCGAGCAAGUCAAUAAGAGCACAGCGGACGACAAUCCAGACAAACAAGAUAUUCCUAACGCUAUUAAACUCAUCAAGGAUUUCUUAUCCCGCGUCAAUACUGAAAGUGGAAGAGCCGAAAAUCAUUUCAAUUUAGUACAACUGAACGCGGCGUUGAAGUUUAAUCCAGGCGACUUUGUCGAUUUGAAACUCACAGAGGAGAACCGACAGAUGUUGACAAAGAUGGCGUUUAAGAAGACACCGACUGACACCUCUGAAGUGACUGCAUAUCUCUUUGAUCAUGCUGUUUUGCUAGUGAGGAUUAAGGUCGUUAACAAACGCGAAGAAUACCGAGUUUAUAGGAAGCCAAUCCCCCUGGAACUAUUGGUCAUUGCGCAGAUGGAUGAAAUUAUUCCCAGGGUCGGGGUUGCCAAACGACCAUCGUCGAGUCUUUUAUCGAAUAAGCCGGCACCGAAUCCUCCCACAAAGGAUGGGCUUCCAAUCACCUUCCGACACCUUGGAAAAGGUGGUUAUGAGCAAACCCUAUACGCCUCGUCACCCACUCAGAGAAGAAAAUUCAUUGAAAUGGUGGAAGAGCAGCAAAGGAAACUUAGGGAGCGUAACAGCAACUUUUAUAACAAGACCGUCCUCUGCGAAAAUUUCUUUACGUCCAUAAACCGGGUGAACUGCCUUGUCCCCGUUGAUGGUGGACGAAAACUGGUUUACGGAACCGAUAGUGGAAUUUACCUUUCAGAACGGUGGCCGAAGGAUAAAUCGGCGAAACCUAGGCGGGUUCUCGAUGCCAGUCAAGUAACGCAGAUAGACACACUGGAGGAGUAUCAGCUACUGUUGGUUUUAGCGAACAAAACUCUAUCUUCUUAUCCCAUGGAGGCUCUAGAGAUCACAGAAGGUCAGAACACGAUGGCAAAGCGGCCGAAGAAGAUUCAGGGGCAUGCGAACUUUUUCAAGGCUGGUAUCGGCUUGGGGCGGCAUUUGGUUUGCUCUGUCAAAACUUCUGCUCUUUCCACCACCAUCAAGGUGUACGAACCAAUGGAUAACUUAGCCAAGGGAAAGAAGAAAUCCGCUGUUAGUAAGAUGUUCCAGAGUGGCCAGGAUACACUGAAGCCUUUCAAGGAAUUUUAUAUUCCCGCAGAAUCAUCUUCGAUUCACUUCCUUCGCUCGACACUUUGCGUUGGCUGUGCCCGUGGAUUUGAAGUUGUUAGUCUUGAGACCACCGAAACCCAGUCCCUCCUGGAUCAAGCCGACACAUCUCUUGAUUUUGUGGCACGAAAGGAGAAUGUGAAGCCCAUUCAUAUCGAGCGGAUGAAUGGAGAGUUUCUUCUUAACUAUAGUGACUUUUCAUUCUUCGUCAACCGUAAUGGUUGGCGUGCUCGCCCAGAUUGGAAGAUUUCGUGGGAGGGUAAUCCCAAUGCGUUUGCUCUGUCCUAUCCUUACAUCCUUGCAUUCGAGCCGAACUUUAUAGAAAUCCGGCAUAUCGAAACCAGCGAACUGAUCCAUAUUAUGACGGGGAAGAACAUUCGCAUGUUGCAUUCCUCCACUAGAGAGAUACUCUACGCUUACGAAGAUGAGACCGGCGAGGAUAUCGUAGCCAGUUUGGAUUUCUGGAACAAGCCGCAGCAUUAG
This is a messenger RNA of Aspergillus tanneri, 3594 nucleotides long. It is a transcript of the gene rom2, whose product is annotated as putative Rho guanyl nucleotide exchange factor (Rom2). Gene Ontology annotation, molecular function: guanyl-nucleotide exchange factor activity. Gene Ontology annotation, biological process: intracellular signal transduction. NCBI's taxonomy places the organism in Eukaryota, Fungi, Ascomycota, Eurotiomycetes, Eurotiales, Aspergillaceae. Bases 1 to 3594 code for a protein of 1197 amino acids. The transcript has 4 exons. The record is from RefSeq and is a predicted model, not a curated record.